Molecule: messenger RNA, 8532 nt
Organism: Symbiodinium necroappetens
Lineage: Eukaryota; Dinophyceae; Suessiales; Symbiodiniaceae
Source: the annotation of a GenBank genome assembly
AUGGAUGCUGCGGAUGAGACCAUUCCAGAUGCUUCAUCACAGAUGGAAGCCGCUCGAAAGGUCGUACUGCAAGCUCGCGAGCUUGAGGCUCAGCUGGAGACUUCGGAGAAUGAGCAGUUGCGUGAAUCGGCGAGGAUGGCCAUACGGGAUGCCCGGGAAUCUGCAGAGGCCACCCUGGCGAACCUUCGAGAGGCCUGGAGCUCCCUGUCAAAGCAAGAAAUACAAUGCGCGGUACGGCCCGAGUGGCUGCAUUUCGCUCCGGACACGAAGCACAAGUUGCAGCAUUCAUCUCCAUAUAUCGAGAAGUUGAUGCAGCCGCUUGCGCCGGCGGAGGACUGCGAGGUGGAGGACCCAUGGUGCCGCGAUCGCGCCGAAGACCAGUGCUUGUCGCACGCGAUGUCUUUGGAGGCUGCGAAAGAAACAGAGGAUGCAGAUAUCGUAACCGCCCUGUUCGACGCGGAGAGGCCAGUUUGUGCUGAGGCUUGGUACUCUGCUGUUACCAUCCACGCGCCUGAUUUCCGUCGCCUUCUUGCCUCCUACAUCGACACGAGCGGUGCGCACUACGACCGGGAUCCUCAGGGACAAAGUCGAAGAAUUCUGGUUGUGGCCACAAUGGUGCUGAUGAUUGACAGAGCUGCUUGCGCCCAGUUCCCUCUCUUGGAAGAACAUUCUUUGGGCAUAGACAUGAACAUGCUGCAUGUCAUCCUCGCUCCUCAUCUGCAGCUCGGCAGCCAUGGGAAACCAUCAUUUUAUUCGUUUAGCAUAGCUGUACGUGCUUCCACGCUCGAUCCAACGACAGCACGCAGGCAUGAACGGAAGAUCCUCCAGUCCUUGGAGGCCUACGCUCAUCAGCGCAACUCCGCUGCCUGCCCAAGCACAGCCGACCCGUGCGUUUCCGACAAGAGUUUUGGGGUGAAGUUUGCCAAAAGCAACCUGCAGGGUGUCCGAGCAAGGAUCCAUCAGGAGUGCAAACGGAACCAAGAGAGGAAGAAGGAGGAGAUCGAAGCAGCCGUAAAGCGGCACUCCGCCUUGUUGAGCCGUGCAGAGGAGCAGGCUGCUUUCGCCGGUUUCGCAUGUCGCCGUGCAUACGGUGGCACCUAUGAGACGCACUCGCCUUCGUGUCGGAAGUGCGAGAAGCAUCGGGCAGCGAGACAGUAUCGGUCGCAGGCCGAUCAGAUAAACAUCGCCUUCUAUGAAAAGCUGUUGCCAGAAGCUCAGGACGAACAGCACGCUGUUGUUUACGAGCUGCAGCAGCCCGACCUCCUUGCCUUGCAGCGGGACGCAAUUCUACUCUUUGCUCGCGAGAUCGCCGUCCCGGAAGAUUUCUACUCUGGCCAGCAGCAAGCUUUGUGGAACGAGGAUCCGUGCCUGCAGAAGUGGCGAACCUUGGAGGCAGUGGCUUUCUCGCUGGGUUCCACCCGGAGGAAGUUCUGUCAGACACAUUAUCGGCAGGCACACGUGCUUUCGCAUCCCAGCUUUGUCGUUCCACAUGGGUACAACAUAGUGUUGGCCGGUGACAAGCCCGAUGAGAAUGACAACGACCUCGUCAGUGCUACUCUUAAAUGGAAUGUGGAGCCGUUGGUCAAACUUGUCACGGAUGAUGUGCGGUACCAGGUGCUUGACAAGCAUGUAUCCGGCUGGAAGCGCAACGAGAACCAGGCUAUUGCGCUGAAGUCAGAGGCACAUGUUGACAUAUCCUUGCUUGAGUUCGAGACAUUCGGAGGCUUACGCAGUGGGCUGCAACUGCAAAUUCCUCGGCUGAUGUGCGCAGUUGCGCAGCACAGCCUUACCUUCUACCGUCUGGGGGUCUUGAACAUGGUCAAGGCAUUGCUAUGGCAAGUUGGCCCGCCUCUGAUAGGCUCACAGGAAUGGCCGAGCGAUGGGCCGUCGUCUGAUCCAGAGCCUGCAGUUCUCCGCGAGGCCGCUCGCUGUUUGGUCGAGGAUGAGCUCGUUUUGAAGCUUUGUAUGCAGAUUGGUUCUUUGCUUGAUCGGUCAAGGGAAAAUUGGACACAGAAUCGGACAUUGCUCUUUGUUGUACAUGUUGCCAGAUUCUUGGCUGAGCAUUCUCGACAGGGACUUAGCACAGAAGCCCACAACAUCUUGCUCACUGCACGCCGCAUUGGUAUUGAUUGGCUGCAGCGUCUUCGAAGAGUUGUGCAAGAGACAACGGAUAUCACAGCAGUCGCAGAUCUCCGAAACAAGAUCGUGGACGUUGCUGCAACCACAACGCUGACAUUCGUUCCUAAACCUUGCGUGGGCGCGCAGCUCCCUGCUUGCAUGUCGGCGGAUGCGUUCGUUGAUUGGCUACGAGUCCGGGCUGCGUGCUUUGACAACAUCCUUCUUGGGCGAUCGCAAGAGAAGAGCAUGCCCCGAGAACGCCGGCUGCUCCUUCGGCAUGCCAUGUGCGUAGCCCUCAGCAUCGAGCACGACAUCCACGGCAUGUCUCUCCCGACACGCUUGACAGAAUUCUCGCGAGAGCACUGGGGUGGAGGGAGGGAUGGAAUUUAUGGGGUGUGGACGCGCUGUCCCGCGCCUGCAGGUCGUUGGUACAGGGUCCACUUCCAGUUACAGCCAGGGGCUGGCCGCUGCACUCUUCAUGUGGAUGUCUUGCGUGGCUCUUUCCUCGUCAAUGGCAAUCCGGUCCAGCCCGCUCCAGAUGGAGGCUAUACAACAGGUCUCCUGGACUCCGUUUACUUCGGUUUUGCUCUCCACCCUGAUGGUACCGUGCUGGUGACAGAGAAGAGAUAUUGCACUCCUGCCAAUUCUCCCGCUGAGGAUGGCACGAAAGAAGAGAGUGAGUGCUGGCAGCAAACCGUGCUGGUCCCACACGAAGCCUUCAAGGGCGAUGUCCCUGCUGACUUGAUCAACAAAUACAGCCACUGGCUGGUGAAGAAGCCAUCGCCUGCCAUCUAUUUCCGACCUACACACUUCCAGGAGCCAAAGUUUGCAUUGGGCUGUUCGGAGACAGGUUCCGAUUUUGUGUUGGACCUGGAACAGAAGCAGAUCAAGGACACCGAGUCAAGCUUGUACUUGAUCGACAUUUGCAGCGAAACCUUUGGAGAGCUGUUCAAUGUCUUUGGACGAGUAGCACCGCGAGAUCGGGUCCACGUCUUUGCCUGUGACCCACGGCCGCUGGUCUUCCUUCCAGCUCUACAAAUGCGCUUCCAUGUGGAGAAGGAGACGGGCAGGAUCGAAAGCCACGAGCUGGGUGGCUAUGUGGCCUCCAACCAGAAUCUUGGAACCCUCAUCGGCUUGGAGCAUGGUUUGCUUCUGGAGACGAACCAGACGAACCAUGAACAGGUUGAGCAGAUGCUCUUGUUGCCUCAUGCCAAGGCUUCGCGUACACCCGAUGCAAGGCACUGCACGGUUUCCCUGACUCUGAGCGAACUUCGUUCUCCGCCUUUCUUUGUGUACACCCUGCGGCCUCACUUGUGUGAGCUCCGCGGCCAGACAGGUCGAUUGCCUUGGAUCUACCUGGCGAAGCUUCAUGCGCUGACCUCCCACGUGUUGCCAGAUCCAUUUCUGCAGCGCACCGGCACGGCAGCAGCCCUCUCUUUGCUACGUUCCGCAAGGUGCCGUGGCAACCUGCGCAACAGCCUCGAUGAGAAGAUCGAUCUUGGCAGGGCGGAAAAGACGUUCCUGGAGAUCGCAGAGCUCUCAGCCACACGCUCGUUCUAUCCGGACCAUCUGCAGGUUAUGGAAGUGGUCGACUUUCAUGGGAUGCCAGGCUUGUGUGCCCACGAAGGUUUUGCUUUUCUCGCUCGUGACGCCCUCCUAGAGGUGCUGGAGCAGCGCAAACUCACAGGAGAGCAGGCAGGCAAAAAGCUGGAGAAGGCAGUUGAGGAGAUGCAGGACACAUGCAGCGCGUUGGCUCGACGGGCCUACUUGCGCAGCCGGGAGGUCUACGGCUUGCCUGCGCGCCUAGAGCCGGAAGAGGAAGACGCGGCUCUGCAGGGACCCUGGCGGCCCUGGGCUCCAGCCGAGUGGCAAGAAGAAGAUCACGACAGAGCUUCGUUGCGACAAGUUGCGCUGGUAUGUUUAAGCCACUCUGACUUUCCUGUGUCCCCAGCAGUCUCGCUGCAAGAUUUCCUACGCUCAUCGGAAGACUUGAAGGGAUACUCCCACGUCGAGUUGGAGGCUGGCAGUCUAGUUGACUGGUACCAGAUCGGACAGAAUUGCGAGAACAUGAGGCUCUGUUGGGUUGCAUUGUACCAGGCUGCUCUUCGCUGUGAGAACAGACGUCGCUUUGACUUCUUCUUGGCUUACUUGGCACGGAAAUGGCCCCAGCAUGUGGUGCAUUUGCAAGUCCUCUCGACCAUUGCCAUUCACCAGGAGACCUUCUCGGGCAUAGAGUUGCCACCACAUCAGUUCUAUAAGCAUCCGGACGAACACGAUCUCGACACGGAGACAGUCCGAGGCAUAAUCAAGGCAGGCCAGAAGCAGUUCGAUGAAGAAGAGCCACACUUCAGGGACCCCGUAAAACAAGAGAGAGCUUCGAGGGAGCACCAGCAACGCCGCAGCCGGUUUCAGCGUGACAGCUUCCAAGACCUAUCGCGCAUCGAAGGGGAAACGAAAAGGAAGUGGCUGCACGGGGGUGAGAUGCAGCGGUUUUCGUGUGCAAAAGGCACAGUCAAGAACCCCGAGCUUCUGGCCAAACAGAUCAAUGCCUACCUGAUCAGAUGCAGGCAGGCUUGGGAUCUGCGAAACUUCUUGGAGCACGUGGAGACGAAGCUCCAAGAGCUGAAGGAGGACGGCGAAGUCCACGAAGAGCUCCCGGAAGAGUGGGAUGUCACUUUUCCUCGUGCGCUCGUACCUCCAACGCCUCGAGAGUCCAUGUGGCUGUCCGAGCCCACAGGGGUGGAGGUCGUCAAAUGCGCCACUUUGGACAGGCUGUGGGAGACGGGACAAUUCCGAAAGCCAGUCAUCCUGAAUGGCUCGUCUCGUAAAACCCGCGCUCCCACCUUGCAGCUGUCUCCAGACGAGGAGCAUGCCAUGAUCAACGAGCAGUUGCUGGAUCCGUUGCACGAGAGCUGGGAGAUGGCGCACACGAUGCAGCCGCCAGAGCAGCAACCCACCCAGCUACCGACCUCCCUGAAGACGCUCGCACUCUUUCCAGAGGUGAAAUCUAGCAGCCAAGGAAGAGUUAUUGGAGCCUAUGCAAUCUGCUUGCGUGCAGAGCAGCGCACCUUGCGUUGCCUGCGUCUGGCGGACGGGGGAGAGAUGAGCUCUUGGCUUGCGAGGGAGCUUCAUCCGUCCAGCGUUGGCUGCACGAACUGGAAGCCGACGGAGCACCCGGAGUGGUUGCUCUUGGAGGUCGACAAUGACUUCUGCAUUCGUGAACAGCAGGUUUCCGUGGCCAAAAGCAUGAUGUUCGAGGGUACAGAGAAUCCAGAAGAUAUGCAGAACCGUCUUAUGCAAUUGAACAUGGGCGAAGGAAAGAUGCUCGAAAGCAUUGGUCGUUACAGAUGCUGCUCCAGGACAUCAGUCAUCGUCCCCCUUUUGAUUGCAUCUUUGGCGGAUGGGAAGAGUCUUUUGCGUGUCACGGUUCUAUCCUCCUUGUGGCACAGCAAUGCAGCGGAGUGGCAGCAGAAGCUCGGCGGUCUUCUGGGGCAUCGGCUGCAUCCCAUGCUCUGCCGCCGGGAUCUGAAGCUGGAGGAGAGCGAGGCGCAGAGCCUCCACAGUUUGCUGGAGCGUGUCCGACUCGGCAGGGAUGUCAUCGUGACGGUGCCCGAGCAUCGCCUCUCUUUCGAGAACAAGGCGCUCGAGAUGGCCUACAGAUCCGACAACAAGAAGAUGCAGACGAGCCAGGCUCUGCAUUCCGUCCUCGACUUUCUGAAGAUGCAUGUGAGGGAUGUCUUGGACGAGUCCGACGAGAUCUUGCAUGCGAAGUACCAGCUGAUCUAUACGCUCGGCAACCCUGGGGAGCUUGAUGGUGGACGGCUUCGAUGGCGGGUGGCCUCUUGUGUGCUUGCUUCCGUGGCUCGCAGGGCUGAAGGCUUGGCCGAGACGUUUGGAAAGGAGGCGGUGGAGUUUGUUCCGGGCACUCCGGACUUUCAAUAUCCCACCAUCCGCUUGCUGGACCAUGACAGCAGCAAGGCCGCUUACGAACAGCUUUGCCGGUGGAUUGUGGAGGAUGUGCUCGGAUCGGAGCAGUCGAGCCUUUCCCUGCCCAUUUGUGGAGAGGAAGAGAGGCAGGCCUUCAAGGAAUGUGCUCUCGAAGCGUGUUCGGAGAACAAGCCAUGGACCAAACUGCACGGGAGUGUGCAGCCAGUCGCUUAUGUCCUACGUGGCCUGCUUUGCCACAACGUCCUCCGACUUGUUCUCGGCAAGCGAUGGAGAGUAGAGUUUGGGGCGCAUCCUUCAGGUCGCUGCCGUAUGGCCGUACCAUACAGGGCCAAGGAUGUGGCUGCUGAGCGCACGGAGUUCGGACACCCAGAUGUGGCCAUCAUGCUUACGUUGGUGACGUACUACAGGGGUGGGCUGGACAAGGAAGCGAUGGAAGAAGUCUUCAGACGCCUUCAUCGGAAGAACGAGCGUCAGGCAGCCGCGACUUACAGGCAGUGGACUUGCCAGAUGAGAGCCUCAAUGCCCACGGAACUGCGUGAGUGGUCUGGUGUAAACCUGGAUGACACGGAGACCUUGCAUAAGAAAAUCGUCCCGGCCAAGCAGUUUCCACAGAAGCUGGUUGCAACACCGUGGGAUUUGUGUCCUGUGGGCCGUAUCACCACUGGCUUUUCUGGGACGGACGAUGCCAGACUGCUGCUUCCGACAACCAUCCAGCAAUGCAAUCUCCAAGAGCUGGCUCACACGAACGGGCUUGUCCUGCGGAAUCUGAUGCGGAAGGAGAACCAAAGCUACCGGAAGCUUCCACACGAUGCUGCAGGACGCGAGAUCUUGGAAGAAUUGAUGCGGGACCGCGAUGUUAAUGUCUUGCUAGAUGCUGGAGCGCUGGUCAUAGACAAGUCGAACCAAGAGCUGGCAGAAGAAUGGCUCAAAACACGUCGCCGUCGCGGACUCCGCGACAAGGAGGCAGCUAUUUUCUUCAAUGCCAACAACACUGCUUCCGUCGUGAAUGAAUUUGGGAAGGUGAUGUCCUUGUCAGUCUCGCCCUACGAGCGAUCCCUCGACAAGUGCCUGCUAUACUUGGAUGAUGUGCAUUGCCGUGGAUGUGAUUUCCGCAUGCCAAAAUCCAGCAGAGCCAUCGUCACACUAGGACGUGGCAUGCAGAAGGACAAGCUCGUGCAAGCUUGCAUGAGAAUGCGUUUGUUGGGCAAUGGGCAUGCCGUCGCUUUCCUGGCAUCCUUCGAGGUGGACCUCCAAAUCCAGACAUACCUACGCAAGCCAGAGCUUCAGGACGCUCCCAUCGUCGCCUCCGUCCUCUCCUGGUGUCUCACGAACACUGCGAAGGCCAUCGCAGAAAAGCUGCCGUACUGGGCCAGCCAGGGAGCUGCACGCAUCCGCAAGGAGGCCGCGUACGCAGCACAUGCCAACCUUGGCUUGGAGGAGCUUCCCAAGGUGGCUGGCGCCUGUGCAGAGGACGAAGUCCUGCUGCUGGAAGCCAUGUAUGGCCAUGCUCGUGCACAGGCGACUCUCCCCCAGAUCGUUAAAGAGGUGUUGCGGCGUGUUGCAAAUGCCGUGAAUCCAUUCAACAAGUUUGGCGACGGCACUCGCUUGAGACGGCUAGGGACCGAGAUCCAAGCUCGGGUUCAAGCUCUUGCCAGCGAUGUGACGAUGCCUUCACGGAUGUUGGAUGAAGAGCAGGAGCGCGAGCUCGAAGCCGAGUUGGAGGAGGAACGACAGUUGGAUCGUCCGGGCCCUGCAGAGCCCUGCAAACCCCAUGUGUCACCCGGCGUGUGGGAUCUUGCUACCACAGGCCGCACGACUCAGCCAUUUUGUUCCAUUGCACAGCUGCUCCAGAGGACAUCCUUCCCUCACAAGGAUUGGGCUGUGGUAAAUGUCAAGGUGACCCCUGACUUCAUUGCAACCGUUAAAAACAAUGGUGUUCUCGACAGCUACCUUCGACCAGCCCUCUGGCUGCUGCAAGGACACAAGCAGCAGGUCCUGAUCUCCAACUACGAAGCCGAAGCUGUUGCAAGCUGCUUCAGCACAGGCCGUGAUGCGAAGCUCGUGUUGGUGGGCCGGCGCCUUCGUCCCCAUCAGGCGCCAGUGAGCGACGUGGCACUUCCGACCGCCGUCCAUGUUUUCGCUGGCAGCCUGUACGGCAAUGCAGAGACAUCGCGAGAUUCAGAGAUCGAGAAGCAGCGCAGCUUCCUGGGAAUCAGCUGGCCCGUCUCCAAGAGUGAAGCGUGGACUGAUUUCUACAACCGCCAGGUGGUGGAGAGGGAUGGCUUUGUAGCGCCCGUCAAUCGGGCUCGAGUCUCGGCAGAGGAUCCACCUCUGACUUUGGAGCCUUCACCUUUUGCAUCGAGCCCGGUGCGCAUGCUACGACGUCUCCUUGGAGCCCGGCACCUGGGCGGAGAGCUCCCUUUUGCACCGCUGGGAAUGCUUUUGUGCACGGACUGUGAUGAUUGA